Messenger RNA from Sceloporus undulatus (fence lizard), 5900 nucleotides. Its product is annotated as vigilin-like. Lineage: Eukaryota; Metazoa; Chordata; Lepidosauria; Squamata; Phrynosomatidae. The transcript is spliced from 28 exons. The record is from RefSeq and is a predicted model, not a curated record. The coding region runs from base 479 to 4366 and encodes 1295 amino acids. Gene Ontology annotation, cellular component: cytoplasm; nucleus. Gene Ontology annotation, molecular function: mRNA binding.
GCGGUAGGGGGCGGAGGCUGCGGCAAGAGCAGCGCCGACGGUGGAGGAGCAGCAGCAGCAGCAGCAGCAGCAGCAGCGCCGCAGCAGCUGCGGCUUCUUUUCCUCCGGGCCUCAGUGGCGGCCUCCGCCGCAGCCGCCGCCACGCUGCGCCCACAGCAGCGCGACCCUCCUCCUCCUCCGCUGCAGCAGCGCAGCAUUGCUCAUAAACUGCACAUAUUUGUGUUCAUCAAUCCUCUUCUUAAAAGCGACAGCAACUUCCAGAGAUUGAGCACCUUCCAGGGUUUGAGCAUCAGUUGGCCUCCUUUGCAAAUGGAAAAGCAAAAUUCAAACGUCAGCCCUCAAGGAGAAAGCCUUGAAUGUGGACCAAAGCCGCCGUCACGCUGAAGCGCCACAGGUAGCCUCGUUCAGGACGGACCCUUCUGGCUUUUGACCAUUUUGCAGUGGAAUACCGGAAACGCGCAAAUCUGGGUUUGAAACUAUGAGCUCGGUAGCAGUGUUAACACCUGAGAGCUUUGCUGAACACCGCAGCGGCUUGAGGGAUGAGGAAACACGAGGUGGUGUCCCAGAGGAUGAGGCCUACAUCCCUACUUACUUGGAAGCUUUCCCUCCACUCCCGGAAAAAGGGACACCUGGGGAAAAGUCCAGUGAGCUUACAGGAGUAUGGAACAAAAUCCGGCCUAUCAAAUCCUCUGUCAUCACCCAGGUGUUUCACGUCCCCCUGGAAGAGCGACGCUACAAGGACAACAGCCAGUUUGGAGAAGGUGAUGAGGCCAAAGUUUGUGUGGAUAUCAUGCAGAAGACUGGGGCUCACAUUGAGCUCUCCUUGGCCAAAGACCAGGGCCUGUCCAUCAUGGUUACAGGCAAACUGGACUCCGUCAUGAAAGCUCGGAAGGAAAUUGUCGCUCGGCUUCAGACCCAGGCUUCAGCUACUGUCACAAUCCCCAAGGAACACCAUCGCUUUGUAAUUGGCAAAAAUGGUGAAAAACUGCAGGAGCUUGAGCUGAAGACAGCCACCAAGAUCAACAUCCCACGGCCUGAGGACCCCAGCAACCAGAUUAAGAUCACUGGCACCAAGGAAGGCAUUGAGAAAGCACGGCAUGAGAUUUUGCUGAUCUCAGCUGAGCAGGAUAAGCGGGCAGUGGAGCGCUUGAACCUGGAGAAGGCCUUUCACCCGUUCAUUGCUGGUGCCUUCAACAAAGUUGUCCAGGAGAUCAUGCAGGAGACAGGGGCACGGAUUAACAUUCCACCACCCAGUGUCAACAAGGAUGAGAUCAUCAUCACUGGAGAAAAGGAGCCUGUCUCGCAAGCCCUCCUGCGUAUCCGCAAGAUCUAUGAGGAUAAGAAGCGCAAGACAACCACAAUCUCUGUGGAGGUGAAGAAGUCCCAGCACAAAUACAUCAUUGGUCCCAAAGGCAACACUCUACAAGAGAUUCUGGAUGCCACUGGGGUUUCGGUGGAGAUGCCGCCCCUGGAAAGCAGUUCGGAAACCAUCAUCCUCCGGGGAGAGCCAGACAAACUUGGCCCAGCUCUGACCCAAGUCUAUGCCAAGGCGAAGAGUGUGAUGGUAGCUGAAGUAACAGCCCCAGCUUGGUUACAUCGUUUUAUAAUCGGAAAAAAAGGACAGAACAUUGGCAGGAUCACCCAACAGCUUCCUAAGGUUCACAUUGAAUUCACUGAUGGUGAUGAGAAGAUCACGCUAGAGGGACCUACUGAAGAGGUGGAGUUGGCUCAGGCUCAGAUACAAGAGAUCAUCCGGGACUUGCUCAGUCGCAUGGAUUACACCGAAGUGCUCAUCGAUCAGAGGUUCCACCGUCACUUGAUAGGGAAGAAUGGUGCCAACAUCAAUCGCAUCAAGGAACAACACAAAGUCUCUGUCCGCAUUCCACCUGACAAUGAGAAGAGCAACCUGAUUCGGAUUGAGGGCGAUCCUCAAGGGGUCCAGCUGGCUCGCAAGGAGCUGCUGGAAAUGGCCGCUCGUAUGGAAAAUGAACGCACAAAAGACCUGAUCAUUGAGCAGCGCUUUCACCGGACCAUCAUCGGUCAGAAGGGCGAGAAAAUCAAAGAGAUCCGAGACAAGUUCCCAGAGGUCAUCAUCAACUUCCCUGACCCUUCUCAAAAGAGCGACAUCGUACAAUUGCGUGGGCCCAAGAAUGAGGUGGAGAAGUGUGCCAAGUACCUCCAGAAAGUUAUUGCGGAGCUGAUUGAAAACAGCUUUUCCAUCCCAGUUCCUAUCUUCAAGCAGUUCCACAAGAACAUUAUUGGAAAAGGAGGUGCCAACAUCAAAAAGAUUCGAGAAGAAACCAAUACCAAGAUUGACCUCCCCACAGAAAACAGCAACUCAGAGGUGAUCCUGAUAACUGGGAAGAAGGCCAACUGUGAAGGUGCCCGGGACCGCAUCCUGGCCAUCCAGAGGGAGCUGGCUAACAUAAAAGAAGUAGAUGUGUCUAUACCAGCCAAACUGCACAACUCACUGAUCGGAGCCAAGGGGCGGCUGGUGCGUUCCAUCAUGGAAGAAUGUGGCGGGGUGCACAUCCACUUUCCAUCUGAGGGUUCAGGCAGUGACAAAGUCACCAUCCGAGGGCCUGGCGAGGAGGUUGAGAAAGCCAAACGCCAGCUUUUGCAGCUGGCAGAAGAGAAGCAAAUCAACAACUACUCAGUGGAGCUGCAUGCCAAGCCGGAGUACCACAAGUUUUUGAUUGGGCGUGGAGGUGCUAACAUCCGGAAAGUGAGGGACCGUACUGGGGCCCGCAUUAUCUUCCCCACCCCUGAAGACAAAGACCAGGAGCUCAUCACCAUUGUGGGAAAAGAAGAUGCAGUGUGGCAGGCCCAGCAUGAACUGGAGAAUCUAAUCCGGAAUCUGGACAAUGUCAUCGAAGACUGGAUGAUGGUGGACCCCAAAUAUCACCGUCAUUUUGUGGCACGCCGAGGGCAUGUGCUGCGGGAAAUUGCAGAAGAGUAUGGUGGGGUGACAGUGAGCUUUCCCCGGACUGGUGUCCAAAGUGACAGAGUGAUAUUAAAGGGGGCGAAGGACUGUGUGGAGGCUGCCAAGAGACGCAUUCUGGAGAUCAUCAGUGACCUGGAAGCCCAGGUGGUUUUGGAAUGCAUCAUCCCUCAACGCUUCCACCGUGUGGUGAUGGGAGCCAAAGGUUACAAGGUGCAACAGAUCACUCGGGACCAUGAUGUACUGAUCAAGUUCCCGGAGCGAGAUGACAAUUCAGGUUUGUAUGCUGGGGUUGCCAAAUCGCUUAGUAGUCAGACGCUCAAGGUUUUGCAGACAGGGAACUCACCUUUUCAACUCCUCGCCCUCCAUUUCCCUUGCCUUUUGUCUCCAGGUUCAGAAGCACAGUCUCAGGAAAAUGGCGAUGUGAGUCCUGAGCUGGAUUCCGCCCCCCGCAAAUGUGACACCAUCCUCAUCUCGGGGCGCAAGGAGAAGUGUGAGGCAGCUCGGGCAGCACUGUUGGCUCUGGUUCCCAUCACUGUGGAUGUGGAUGUUCCCUUUGACCUGCACCGCUACAUCAUUGGACAGAAGGGAGCUGGCAUUCGUAAAAUGAUGGAAGAAUAUGAGGUGAAUAUCUCGGUUCCGCAGCCUGAGCAGCAGUCAGACAUCAUCAAGAUCACGGGCCUGGUCCCAAAUGUGGAGCGGGCCAGAGUUGGACUUCUGGAGAGGGUCAAAGAACUGCAAGCUGAGCAGGAAGAUCGGGCCUUGCGAGGCUUCAAGCUGAUGGUGAGUGUGGAACCUAAGUAUCAUCCAAAGAUCAUUGGCAAGAAGGGAGCAGUCAUUUCCCAGAUACGUAAGGACCACGAUGUCACCAUUCAGUUCCCAGACAAAGGGGAUGAGAAUCAGGACCUUAUCACAAUCACUGGGUAUGAGAAGAAUGCUGAGGGAGCCCGGGAUGCCAUCUUGAAGAUCGUGUCUGAUCUUGAGGAGAUGGUCAGUGAGGAUGUCCGCCUGGAUCACCGAGUCCACGCCCGCAUCAUUGGUGGGAGGGGCAAAGCCAUCCGCAAACUCAUGGAAGAGUUCCGGGUGGAUAUCCGCUUCCCUCAGCCGGGCUCUAGUGACCCUGACAGAGUCACGGUAACUGGGCUGCCGGAAAAUGUUGAUGAUGCGAUUGACCACAUGCUAAACUUGGAAGAGGAAUAUAUGAUGGAUGUGGUGGAGACAGAAACUAUGGCUGCGUAUAUGAAGCCUCCCUCCCGUUUGGAAGAGGAGCCUCGGGGCCCCGCUAAGGGCUUUGUGGUGCGCGAUGCCCCCUGGAACGCAUCUGGGAACAAGGCUCCAGAUGUCAGUAGCGCUGAAGAAUUCCCUGUCUUUGGCACUGGCGUGGUCCCCAAACAGACGUCUGUCUGGGGCCCCAAGAAGUACUGAGAUCAGGGUGGCAUGGGUGACCCAAGCCAACUGCCACUUGGGCACGGCUCCAGCCUCCCUCAGGCAUUGUGGCGGUUCUCCUUGCGCCAUCGGAUCCCUAUGGACCUCCUCUUGCUUUCAGGAUGUGGCAGAUUCCUCCUCCUCUUCCACCGAAACACACCCUCCGUCCCUCCCAUGACUCUGUGCAAUCCAUUAACCAGUCAAAAGCCAUAGCCCACCUUUUUUCCUCUUCCUUCUUCCUGUCGAGCCAAAGCAGGCCAGGUUGUAAGCACACAAAUGUUAAGCCAGCCUCUUGUGGCUAGCAUCUUUCCUUUCCCUGUCCCCCCUCCCUCUCUAUGCCAAAUUUCAGGGCAUUAUGAUGAUCUCUUGGCCGGACGUGGCCAUAACACCUCAUUCCCACCUCUCAGCUGAAAAAGGAAUGCGUCAAAGAUCCUUGCUCCCUUCCCUCCCCCAGCUCCCUCCUCUUCCAGGUGUGCGAUGGUUGCAUGCUUUCACACACUCCCAGGAUGGCCAGAGGGCUUGGUUUUUUUUGCAAGAGGGGGGCUCAAAUGUCCAAAGAGGGGCAGAUCAAACCCCCUCUGUUGCCCAAAAGACCGUGCCCCCUUUCUCCCUUCUUCAACUCUCAGCUAGCUGGCCUCCUGGCUACUCAGGCUGCCAGCCCCUUUGGGCUUGCCAACAGUCCCUGGUAUUGACUUUGGAGCAGCACUACUGGGACAAGACUAAACUUGGGCAAGGCCUCAUGUGGUCUGGGAGGGUUUGGGGUGCAGGAGUGAUCUCAGAAUGAGAUUUCGGACUCCCUGUAGCUGGAAGAAAGAAUGCAAAAACGUUAGAAGCAGGUAGCACUUAGAAACUUUGGCAACCGGCAGGCUUGAGUCUGCUCCCUUUCCCUCUUCACGUCCAUAGCACAGUGUAGAGUCUGUGAUUAUUUUUUCUUCUCAUUUUCAGCCUCCCUGGAUUUUUCUUUUUCCUUUUUAGUUACUCUUCCUUCUGUCUUCCUCCCAAGUUGCACUUGCUUUGAAACAUUAGGGGAAAAUAUGCAACAUUGAACAAAGAGACAAAUGCUCUUUGCUUUUUUUGUUCUGUUCUGUUUUGUUUCCGUUCCUUUCCGUUUCUAGUCCUCAUCGUACGUUCCAGAUUUGAAGCUGUGACUUCUGGAGUGAAUGCGUUUGUGUGCGUGUGCGUAUAUGAGAUGGGUAUGCGAGUAAGCAUAGUGGCUCCACCUGUGUAUCCCCGUCCCUUUUUGCCGUGUCUUUGUGACAAGGUAAUCAGAAACAAACUGUAAUGGGGCAACGUAACCAUGUGUUUUGUUUGGUUUUCCUGAAGGCAAGGGUGUGGGGAGACAUACAGAGAACUGACAAAACGAACAAGCAAACAAACAAAAAAUACGGAGAACACUAUUGGCCUUAAAAGAGAACAAAAAACAAGAGGGGAAAAUAAAAGAAACUUAAGUUUGACAAAGGAAAUAUGCAAACUCUGUAGGUCAUGUGGUGACUGUGGACUUUUCUAAUUCCAAAUAAAAAUGGAGUGGAAAACA